AUGACUAAUAAAAGUCAACCAGAAUGGCACGUCCCAGAAAAUAAUGAGUCGUUGCCUACUCUUAAACUUUAUAACUCACUUACAAGGAGCAAGAUUGAUUUUGUUCCGAAAAAGGGAAAACAAAUAUCUUGGUACAAUUGUGGACCGACGGUUUAUGAUUCUGCGCAUAUCGGUCAUGCUAGGUUAUAUGUAACGAUAGAUAUUAUUCGACGUAUACUUUCGGAUUAUUUCAAUUAUGAUGUUUUAUAUGUAAUGAAUAUUACUGAUAUUGAUGACAAGAUUAUACUUCGCGCUCGUCAAAAUUACCUUUUCAAUAAUUUCAAGUCAACAAUAAAUUCUCUUACUAAAGAAUUAAUAGAUCAAGUUAAAACUGCACUAAACGACUUUGCUCAAACAAGACUUGGCGUUGUGAAUGAUGGUUCAGUGCUUAAUUUGGCACCUUCAAAGGAGGACCCAAAAUACCUUUUGUAUGCCAAUACUUUUAGAGAAACUUUAGAAACAGUUGUGUCUGCUGAAUUUUCUCUAGAAGAAAAUGAUGCAAGCCAAGAGGCAGCACAUCAACUAUUGGAUGGAUCUAAAGACGUUGUUUCAUCAUGGUUAGAUAAGGAAAAAGGUGAUACUGUGACGGAUCAAAAAGUUUUUCGCGAUUUGGCUGCUUAUUGGGAACAAGAUUUUAUGAAAGAUAUGGAAUUAUUAAAUGUUCGACCAUGUGAUAUUUUAACUCGCGUUAGCGAAUAUGUUCCUGAGAUAGUAACAUAUGUUCAAAAAAUAAUUGAAAACGGUUAUGGUUAUGUAGUGGAUGGAUCAGUCUAUUUCGAUACAAAGGAAUUUGAUGCUAAAAAAGGUCAUCAUUAUGCCAAGUUGCAACCGUGGUCUGCUGGGAACGAAGGAUUAAUAGAGGAAGGUGAGGGUAGUUUAGGAAGCAAAUUACUAGGGAAAAAAAACAAGUGUGACUUCGCUUUAUGGAAAAAAAGUAAACCUGGUGAACCAUCUUGGAAGUCUCCUUGGGGACCAGGACGACCUGGUUGGCAUAUAGAGUGUUCUGUGAUGGCUAGUGAAAUUCUUGGAGAAAAUAUGGACAUUCAUUCUGGAGGAAUUGAUUUGGCGUUCCCACAUCAUGAUAAUGAAUUAGCACAAUCUGAAGCAAGUCAAAAAAUGAGCAAGUCAUUAAAGAAUUUUAUUACAAUUCAGCAAGCGCUUGAAAGGUAUACACCUAGGCAAUUGAGGUUGUGCUUCUUACUUCACCAAUGGGAUUCUAAACUCGAUUUUAAAGAAAGCAUCUUUGAUGAGAAUUUUUUUGUUAAUACCAAAGCCCUUUUAAAUGAACGUAAGCAUAACGCUUAUGACUCCGAUGGUACGCACCGAUACCGCAGUUCCGAAAGAGAAUUAAUAAAUCUCCUUCGUGAUAAAAAGAUAACGAUUCAUGAAGCCCUAUGCGAUUCAAUAAAUACUCCAAACGCUAUUUCAGAACUAAUGGAACUAAUUAACAGGGCCAAUAUUUACUUAUCUAGCGGAAGAAAUAAUAUCAAUGUUAAUGUACUUGAAAACAUUGCAAAAUAUGCUACAAAAAUUUUAAAAAUUUUUGGAGUUACAGAAAAUCCCGCAUCUGAAGAGAUUGGCUUUGGAAUAUCACAGCAACAAAAUAUUGGAAAUGUGGAAGAUAUUGUCCUUCCAUACCUAAGGGUUCUAUCAGGUUUUCGCGAUAAUGUUCGCAAUCUUGCUAGGCAACAAAGUAGUCAUAAUGAAUUUUUGGCAUUAAGUGAUAAAUUAAGAGAUAUAGAUUUAGUAGAAUUAGGUGUGUCAUUGGACGAUCAUGAAGAUGGUAAAGCUUUAGUAAAGCUUGUAGAUAAGAAAGAACUUAUUAAAGCAAGAGAAGAAAAACUGAAAGUUCAAGCCGAGAAAGCGGCAAAAAAAGAAGCUGUUGCAAAAGCCAAGGAAGAAGAGAGACAAAAACGACUGGAAAAAGGUAAAUUGGCUGCUGAGGAUAUGUUCAAAGAUGUAAAUGGAGAGGAUGGAGAAAAUGCUUAUUCUGCAUUUGAUGAACAGGGAAUACCAACACUCGAUGGACAAGGGCAAGAGCUUCCUAAAAAUAGAAUUAAGAAAUUUAAAAAGGAAUGGGAAGCACAAAAAAAAUUACACACAGAAUAUUUAGCUUGGGUACAAGAGCAGGGUGACAUAAAUUGA
Molecule: messenger RNA, 2184 nt
Organism: Funneliformis geosporum
Lineage: Eukaryota; Fungi; Glomeromycota; Glomeromycetes; Glomerales; Glomeraceae
Source: the annotation of a GenBank genome assembly